Molecule: messenger RNA, 7820 nt
Organism: Nomascus leucogenys (northern white-cheeked gibbon)
Lineage: Eukaryota; Metazoa; Chordata; Mammalia; Primates; Hylobatidae
Gene: PLEKHG3
Product: pleckstrin homology and RhoGEF domain containing G3
Exons: 18
Coding region: 621-4631 (1336 amino acids)
Molecular function (GO): guanyl-nucleotide exchange factor activity
Source: RefSeq, a predicted model, not a curated record
AGGCAGUGAUAGCAGGUCUGUGACACCAGGGUGACCCCACCACGUGCGUCUUGGUAUCCUAGAGCAUCUAGGCUGCCCGGGGGUGCUCGCUCAUCACCCUGCGGGAGUUAAUCGUUAACCGCGCCCAGGCCUCGCCGCCGCCGCAGCCUUACCCCGGCUCUGGCUCGCUGCGCCGCGAAAGUUCCCCCGGCCCCCGCAGAGCCGCCAAUUGCUGGACUGCAGCCGCGGGGUGGAGUCUCCACCCACAGGAAAAAUUCCUGGCCCGCCCCUCCCUCGCUCCCUCGCUCCCUCGCUCCCUCGCUCCCUCGCUCCCUCGCUCCCUCCUGCCCUCCUGCUGCAGCUCCGGCUCCGCUCGACUUCCUGCCGGGCGCUGGCAAGCCGCGCGCUGCCUGGGGGUCCCCGGGGGCCGUGCUUGCAGCUGGCCGCGUCUGGGCCGGCGGAGGGGCUGGCGGUUGGCGGGAGCGGCCGGCGGCCUCGGCCCCUUCCGAAAGCGACUUUCAAACUCGCGCCCGCGUCGCGGCAGCACCUGGGCAGCCCCGCACGCCGUGCGCGUCCCGAGCCCGCGGGGUGGCGACCGUUCGAAUCUCCCUGGGGUGCCCUCCCCAGGCAGCAAUGCCAGGAUGCCUGUGUCCACCUCCCUCCACCAGGAUGGCAGCCAGGAGCGGCCGGUGAGCCUGACCUCUACCACCUCCUCGUCGGGCUCCUCCCGUGACAGUCGCAGUGCCAUGGAGGAACCCAGCGGCUCUGAGCCUCCCGCCGAGAAUGGGGCAGGCUCCCCGAGAGGCCGGCAUCUCCCCAGCAGCAACAACAACUCCAGCAGCUGGUUGAACGUGAAGGGGCCCCUCUCCCCGUUCAACAGCCGGGCAGUGGCAGGGCCUGCGCACCACAAGCUCAGCUACCUGGGCCGAGUGGUGCGGGAGAUCGUGGAGACAGAGCGCUUGUAUGUGCAGGACCUGCGCAGCAUCGUGGAGGACUACCUCUUGAAGAUCAUUGACACACCUGGGCUGCUGAAGCCAGAACAGGUCAGCGCCCUCUUUGGGAACAUAGAAAACAUCUACGCACUGAACAGCCAGCUCCUCAGAGACCUGGACAGCUGCAAUAGUGACCCCGUGGCUGUGGCCAGCUGCUUUGUGGAAAGGAGCCAAGAGUUUGAUAUCUACACCCAGUAUUGCAACAAUUACCCCAACUCUGUGGCCGCCCUGACGGAAUGCAUGCGGGACAAGCAGCAGGCCAAAUUCUUUCGGGACCGGCAGGAGCUGCUACAGCACUCACUGCCCUUGGGCUCCUACCUGCUGAAGCCAGUCCAGCGCAUCCUCAAGUACCACCUGCUGCUCCAGGAAAUUGCCAAGCAUUUUGAUGAAGAAGAGGAUGGCUUUGAGGUGGUGGAGGAUGCCAUUGACACCAUGACCUGUGUGGCCUGGUACAUCAAUGACAUGAAGAGGAGACAUGAGCACGCAGUCCGGCUCCAGGAGAUUCAGUCACUCCUCAUCAACUGGAAGGGGCCCGACCUGACCACCUACGGGGAGCUUGUCCUGGAGGGCACGUUCCGCGUGCAUCGCGUGCGCAAUGAAAGGACCUUUUUCCUCUUUGACAAAACACUGCUUAUCACCAAGAAGCGGGGCGAUCACUUUGUCUACAAGGGCAACAUCCCGUGCUCCUCCCUGAUGCUGAUUGAAAGCACCAGAGACUCCCUGUGCUUCACCGUCACCCACUACAAGCACAGCAAGCAGCAGUACAGCAUCCAGGCCAAGACAGUGGAGGAGAAACGGAACUGGACUCACCACAUCAAGAGGCUCAUCCUAGAGAACCACCAUGCCACCAUUCCCCAGAAGGCCAAGGAAGCCAUCUUGGAAAUGGAUUCCUAUUAUCCCAAUCGAUACCGCUACAGCCCAGAGCGGCUGAAGAAGGCCUGGUCCUCCCAGGAUGAGGUGUCCUCCCAUGUGCGCCAGGGGCGCCGGCAAUCUGAGCCAACCAAACACCUGCUCAGGCAACUCAACGAGAAAGCCCGAGCAGCAGGAAUGAAGCAUGCAGGCAGUGCUGGAACCCUCUUGGACUUUGGGCAGCCCUCCCGUAUUCGGGGCCUGCAGCCAGAGGCUGAAGGGGCUACCCAGGAGGAGGAAGAGGAGGAGGUGGUGGAGGAGGAGGAGGAGGAGGAGGAAGAGCAGGCCUUUCAGGUCUCUCUGGAGGACCUGACAGGGCAUGAAGGCAACGAGGAGGGGGCUGGGCCGGAGCCCCCAGGCUCAGAGGAGGAGGAGGAGGAGCAGGAGGAGAGCCUGGCGGUGGCGGAGCAGGUAGCCGACUUUGCCAGCUCCCUGCUGGCCGCCCUCCACUGCUGGCACUAUCGGGCCAACGCUUUACUUUUCUCCCGGGGCGCUAUGGGAAAGGGGCGCAGGGAGUCUGAAAGCUCCAGGAGCAGCAGAAGGCCCAGUGGCCGGUCUCCAACCGGUACUGAGAAGCGCCUGAGCUUCGAGUCCAUUUCUUCCCUGCCAGAGGUGGAGCCGGACCCUGAGGCUGGGAGCGAGCAAGAGGUAUUUGCUGCUGUGGAAGGGCCCAAUGCCGAGGAGAUGCCUUCAGACACAGAAUCUCCAGAAGUCCUGGAGACACAGCUUGAUGCCCACCAGGGCCUUCUGGGGAUGGACCCCCCGGGUGACAUGGUGGACUACGUGGCGGCUGAGAGCACUGAGGACCUUAAGGCCCUGAGCAGUGAGGAGGAAGAAGAAAUGGGGAGUGCCACCCAGGAGCCUGAGAGCCUUCUGCCAUCCUCCGUGCUGGACCAGGCCAGUGUCAUUGCGGAGCGAUUUGUCAGCAGCUUCUCUCGGCGGAGCAGUGUGGCACAGGAGGACAGCAAGUCCAGUGGCUUUGGGAGCCCGCGGCUGGUCAGCCGGAGCAGCAGCGUGCUCAGCCUGGAGGGCAGCGAGAAGGGCCUGGCCCGGCAUGGCAGUGCCACAGACUCCUUCAGCUGUCAGCUCUCCCCAGAAGUGGACAUCAGUGUGGGGGUGGCCACAGAGAACAGCCCUUCUGUCAAUGGGAUGGAGCCCCCAAGCCCAGGCUGCCCAGUAGAGCCCGACUGGUCUUCCUGCAAGAAGGAAUCAGCGCUCUCCACCCGAGACCGGCUGUUGCUAGACAAGAUUAAGAACUAUUAUGAAAACGCAGAACACCACGAUGCAGGCUUCAGCGUCCGUCGCCGGGAGAGCCUCUCCUACAUCCCCAAAGGACUGGUAAGAAACUCCGUCUCCAGGUUCAACAGCCUUCCCCGGCCAGACCCAGAGCCAGUACCUCCAGUGGGGCGCAAGAGACAGGUGGGCUCCCGGCCGACUUCGUGGGCCCUGUUUGAGCUCCCAGGACCAAGCCAUGCGGGCAAAGGGGACCCACCUCCCAUCUCAGAUGCUGAGUUCCGCCCGUCUUCAGAAAUUGUGAAGAUCUGGGAGGGAAUGGAGUCUUCCGGGGGGAGCCCUGGGAAGGGGCCAGGCCAGGGCCAGGCCAAUGGCUUUGACCUGCAUGAGCCACUCUUCAUCCUGGAGGAGCAUGAGCUGGGAGCCAUCACAGAGGAGUCGGCCACUGCCUCCCCGGAAAGCUCCUCUCCCACUGAGGGGCGCAGCCCGGCCCACCUGGCCCGGGAGCUGAAAGAGCUGGUGAAGGAGCUGAGCAGCAGUACCCAGGGGGAGCUGGUGGCCCCACUGCACCCCCGCAUCGUGCAGCUCUCCCACGUAAUGGACAGCCACGUGAGCGAGCGCGUCAAGAACAAGGUCUACCAGCUGGCCCGCCAGUACAGCCUCCGGAUCAAGAGCAACAAGCCAGUGAUGGCCAGGCCACCAUUACAGUGGGAAAAGGCGGCCCCUGAGAGGGAUGGGAAGAGCCCCACUGUGCCCUGUCUACAGGAAGAGGCUGGAGAGCCAUUAGGUGGCAAAGGUAAGAGGAAGCCGGUGCUGUCUCUAUUCGACUAUGAGCAGCUGAUGGCCCAGGAGCACAGCCCUCCCAAGCCCUCCUCGGCUGGGGAGAUGUCACCACAGCGUUUCUCCUUCAACCCGUCUGCUGUCAGCCAGAGGAUCACCUCGCCUGGGGGCCGGCCCUCCGCCCGGAGCCCCCUCAGCCCCACAGAGACCUUCAGCUGGCCCGACGUCCGCGAGCUCUGCUCCAAGUAUGCCUCCCGCGAUGAGGCACGCCGAGCAGGGGGUGGCCGGCCCCGUGGCCCACCCGUCAACAGGAGCCACUCGGUGCCAGAGAACAUGGUAGAGCCACCUCUGUCGGGCAGGGUGGGCCGCUGCCGCAGCCUGAGCACCAAGAGGGGCCGGGGAGGCGGAGAGGCUGCCCGAUCCCCUGGGCCUCUGCCCCAGAGCAAGCCGGACGGAGGUGAGACCCUGUAUGUCACUGCAGACCUCACCCUGGAGGACAACCGGCGGGUGAUUGUCAUGGAGAAGGGACCCCCUCCCAGCCCCACUGCAGGGCUGGAGGAGAGCAAUGGCCAGGGACCAAGCUCGCCGGUGGCCCUGCUGGGGCAGGUCCAGGACUUCCAGCAGUCUGCAGAGUGCCAGCCAAAGGAAGAGGGUCCCAGGGACUCAGCAGACCUGAGCCAGCAGGGCAGAGUGAGAAACCUUAGAGAGAAGUUCCAGGCCUUGAACUCUGUCGGUUGAUGCUGACUCCUGGGGGAGGGAGGAGUCAUGUUGGAGGUUGGGGAAGAACCUGGGCAUCCUUCCCCUCAAGCCUGGGCUCAUGGAGCCCCUGCCCAGGGCCCUCGGGUGGGCAGAAAGUCCAUCCCCUCUGCCCUUCAGGAAGGAUGCUCCCAUGUGCAGGGGUCUCCUGCCUGUGCCAUCCACUGGGGCUUGAGACAACUUCCCACUCACCUGUGAGACCGGUGUGGCUGCUUCCCUUGUAAAUAGUUGUUCUCUGGUAAGAAGCCAAAUAUUUAAGCUCACUUCUUCCCAGAGAGAGCAAGCUCUGCUCAGGCCUCCAGCGCUGGCUGGCCACGGCCACAGCCAGACAGAGGAGCCCACCCCCAGGAGACUCAGGCGGUGGCCUGGAGAGGCUUUGUUCUGUAACGGUGCCUUUUCUUAGGGUCCAGGCGGGAAUGAAGCCAAUAAUUUAUUGCUUUCCAUUCUGUGGUAUGAUGUGCGCGUGCGUGAGUGUGUGGCCCCUGUUUAUUCCCCUCCUGUCAAGAAUGAAGUGGAUUCAGUUCAGGUACUUUUGAGGGUUGUUGUGCUGACCCUGUGGUUGUCGCUGAUGUACACACAUUUCAUUAUUUGCCAAUGGUGCAAUAACCACUGCUGACCAACCCACUAUGUGUGAACUCCUUCCUGGGCUUGGCUGGUGUAGAGAAGGUUAUUCAUGGGCCAGGGAUGUCUUAGGGAGAUGGAGACAUGGAGAUCGUUCCUUCCACACUCAGUCAUCACCUGGGCUCAUGAAAUGUAAGGCACCCGGGUACUGGUGGGGGAGGUGGGGCAGGAGGAUGUGAGGGUGGGAGCUUUCUCUCUGCUGCCUAGACUCCCAUGGGCUUCUCUGUCUAGCAGCAGCCUGCUGUCCUGUCUAGGGUAGGGGGUCCCGCAUGCCAGCCCUUUGCUCUUUUCCCCAAGGACCAGAGUUGGACUGAAAGAAGGGAGGUGGUGAGGUGGAUAGACCGUUUUUCUCAUAAGCAGACGUUCCCAGUAUCUGGUUCCUUUUGCGUUUCUCUCUGGUCCCCAGGAAACAUCCUAGAAGGCAAGGGUUCUUUUUUUUUUUUUUUUUUUUUUUUGAGACAGAGUCUCAUUCUGUCACCCAGGCUGGAGUGCAAUGGCGUGAUCUUGGCUUACUGCAACCUCCGCCUCCCAGAUUCAAGCAAUUCUCGUGUCUCAGCCUCCCGAGUCGCUGGGACUAUAGGCACAAGCCACUAUACCCAGCUAAUUUUUGUAUUUUUAGUACAGACGGAGUUUCGCCAUGUUGACCAGGCUGGUCUCGAACUUCUGACCUCAGGUGAUCCACCCACCUUGGCCUCCCAAAGUGCUGGGAUUACAGGGGUGAGCCACUGCAUGCGGCUGAAGGCAAGGAUUCUAAACUCGGAGACUAGAAAUGUCCUAAAGGUGUCUGCAACAUUGGAUGAGGAGUACAAGUGCAUUUUUCUGGGAUGAUUCCUCCCUUUUUAUCACAUUCUCAGAAGUGUCUUUGAUUCAGAAGAGUUAGGAAUGCCUCCCUAUUUCAGUGGGGUUUUCUGCCCUUUCUCCACGGAGGUCCAGACUCAUUUUGCUCAAUUUUUUUUCUAGCUGGGGCCUGGGAGGUGGAGGCUGCAGGGCUUGGGUGGUAGAGCUGCCUGACAAGUGUUCAGCAGGGCUGUUGGGUCAGGGCCCUGUGGGCCUUCUGACCCAACCUGAAGAUGGGUCUGCCGAGUCUAACAAGGUCAAGGGAAGAUCAGAGGGACCCAGAUUCUUUUUUUCCCCCCCUUGAAACGGAGUCUUGCUCUGUUGCCCAGGCUGGAGCGCAGUGGUGCAAUCUCGGCUCACUGCAACCUCUGCCUCCCUGACUCUCACACUGUCCAGUGCCCUUGUGGUUACUCAGCAUCAUAUCUUGAGACUGGCCUGGCAGGAGCCAGUGACUGUGGAAUGACCACAGAAGAUUCAGGGCAGCUGCCAGACCAGGGGCUAUCUCUGCCCUGUGCUGCUUCUGCUCAAGAGAGGUUGUCACGAGCCUCUGAUCUUCCCUUGAAGAACCCGACUUGGGCUCUUCAGAGGGUGGGGCCCAGGAAGUUGUAGUUAACCCCUUCCCCAGGCAGUCCUUACACAGCCAUCUAGGUAUGCCUGGGAACCUUGCACCAGGUUGGUGGUUCUCACUGGCUGCCCGUUGGAAUCAUCUGGGGAGCCUUUUGGAGACGCAGUGCUUACAUUCCAUCUCCCUAGAGCAACAGAAACUGCCCUCUGGAGGUGAAUCCCAGGCUUAGAGAUUCUGAUGAUUCUGUGGUCCAGCGAGUGCUGAGAUCUGUCCUGAGCUCUGUGGGGAGGGGCCUGGACUGAUCAUUGCUUGGAAAUGAUUUUUGCCCUAGAGUAGGCCUUCAAGUUGAUCAAAUGCAUGAAUGAGCAAGCUUUUCUUGGAGUUUGUGGUGAAGCCCAGGACCCAGGUGCUUGCAGUCGUCCGGUAAGACUCCCAGGGACAAGCUAGAGAAUCUAGCUGUCCCUCUGUCUCCAUGGUGCCAGCCCUCUUAGGCUCAGUUCAAAGGGCGAGGAGGCUAGUUAAAUAAGAAACUGAGAAAAAUAAAUAUGGAGCAUUAUAGAUUUAUUAGAAAAACUAGUAAAUGGGUUUCCUCUGGUUGGUGGAAGCACGGUUGAGCAGGUGGAGGACAGGACCCAGCUGGCCCCAGGGCCAGCCCCAGAUUGCAUGGUCUGUGCCCAACAGGGUUGCAUUCCUCUGCAGCUGCCGCCUCAUUUCCUCCCUGAGCUUGUUUGUCCAAGCCACCAAGCCAUGUGGUCCCACUGGCUUCAUCCUCCUCUGGAUUCCUGCCCCCCUCCCAUGAAGGGAGGAAGAGGAUUCAGGGUCAGCCUAGGGGACCCUGGUUCCCUCUGAUAGGCAGGAAGGAAGAGGGAUGUGGAGGAGAGGCUGAGCCUUCCACGGGCCUCCUGUUAGGGGUGUUAGUGGAGGCCAGGUUGGGGAGGGAAGCCCAAGGACCCUCCACACCUCCCACAGCCAGAGUCAGUUGAGGCUGGGACAAAGGGGAAGGAGAGAGGGAAGGAGGACCGCCUGACCUCGCCCAGAAGGAGCUUCCUCUAAACUGCCCUGGGGAGGAAGCCUGGUAUGCUGGUGUGGACUGGAGCUGUGUCAACCUAGUUUGGGAAUACUGUCAAAACACUGUAGAAUAAGGAGAG